AUGCGAGUGUGUGCGUCAGUUAAGCAACGAGGCGGAGGCACGCUAGCGAAUUCCACAGUUCAAAGUUGCGCGCCCGCGCGGGCCCCGGUCGUUGACCCGUGCGCGCGCGCCAUGCCGUCUACCGCGUUAUGCAACGCGACCUUAACAUUGGGCUGUGGGAAGCGGGACCCUAUUCCGAAUGUUACGGCCGCGCGCUUGACGACGGACGACGUUUUAUUUCGCUCG
Molecule: messenger RNA, 225 nt
Organism: Iphiclides podalirius (scarce swallowtail)
Lineage: Eukaryota; Metazoa; Arthropoda; Insecta; Lepidoptera; Papilionidae
Source: the annotation of a GenBank genome assembly